GGCCGCCUCUGGGCGCCCGGCGAGGCGGGGCCUGGCCUGGUCGGCGGCAGGAGAGGAGCAGCAUCUGUGAAGCGACGGUGAAGGCGUUAAAAGCGUUUUGCCGCGUCGCUGCCUUCCGUGCGCUGUAUUUCGUUUCGAGGCAGCAGGCGGAUUUGCAUGGGGGACGACCUGCCAGUGGCUUCACUCUGCGUUGUGUGUUAAAGUGAAUAGUGAAAUGUCCUCGAAGAAAGCGAAGAGAAAUCAUUCUGGAAAGAAAUCACUGGAACCCCAGACCAACCCCCGUCCUCACUGGAAAUCGGUUCCACUUGAGGAACCAGAUGUCUCAAGGAUAUUGAAGGUAGCAGAAGCAAAUCAGCUUGAGGAGCUUGAUGAUUCAUUUGAUCACCCUUUGCACAGCACGGCUGUGGAUGCUUAUGGAGAGGAGCAUUCACAAAACAAGUCCCUUGGUCAUGUUUCAGCUCAACAAAGGAAAAGUACAGGAAGAAGUAAAAAAAUGUGUUGCUCGACAACGUCUGGUGAUGAUGAUCAGAAAUCCAGCACAGCUGAUCCUGAAGAUGAACCCCUUAAGGAGAAUGUGAAGGCUCUGAAAACUACUGAAUUCCAGGCAAAAAAGAAGCGGCCUUCAGAGGAGAAUAUGUCAGAUCCUUCUGUGGAUAGCCCAUGUUCUGUACAAGUUUGGUGUCCCAAAGAGAUGAAGAGAUCUCCCAGAGAUAUUACAGAACUGGAUGUUGUUCUGGCUGAGUUUGAGAAGAUAGCAGCAAAUUACAAACAAAGCAUAGAAUCAGACACUUGCAAAAAAGCUAUCAGUGGCUUCUGUUCUGCUUUCAAGGACCAAAUCACCGAUCUCAUAGUGGACAUUCAGGAAUUAAAGAAUACGAAGAAAAAAAAUGCUAAGGUAAUAACAGACAUCAAAAAGAAAAGGCAGCAACUCUUGCAACUCAGAGAAGAGCUAAUUGGAGCUGAACAACAACUGAUAAAACUACAAAGAGAAUAUGCAGAGAUCCAGGAAAGGAAAACUUCCUUGAGGCAAGCAACUGAAUUACUUACUGAUUUAAAGGAGCUACAGCAAGACUGUUUGGAUUAUAGAGAAGAAAACCCAAAAGAAGAAGUGGUAUAUGGAACUUCCAGCCUACCUGCUCUUCUGGUGGAGUCACGGAGAAUUCUAGGAGCAGAAAGACACUUUCACAAUAUUAAUAUGAAACUGGAAGAGGCUCUGGCUGUACAAAGAGGAAAGUCAUCAAAGAAACAUUAAGUAUUUUUUAAUCAACUUUUGGACAUUUGUUAGGAACAUCCAUUAGAAUGGUCAGUGCUUAAAACUUGUUUAAUCAUUGUUGCUGUAUUUUGCUUCAGAGAAGUCAGCAGCUUAAUGAGAGACUCUAUACUGUCAGAUGGUCUGUGUGAGAACUUACUCAGAUGGUCAAUGAAAUUAAUAAAACAGCAAUUUUAGUAAAACUUGU
Apus apus (common swift) is the source of this 1457-nucleotide messenger RNA. RefSeq names its product centromere protein U (gene CENPU). NCBI's taxonomy places the organism in Eukaryota, Metazoa, Chordata, Aves, Apodiformes, Apodidae. Gene Ontology annotation, cellular component: nucleus. The record is from RefSeq and is a predicted model, not a curated record. The coding region runs from base 215 to 1252 and encodes 345 amino acids. The transcript has 12 exons.